This is a messenger RNA of Oikopleura dioica, 1158 nucleotides long. Lineage: Eukaryota; Metazoa; Chordata; Appendicularia; Copelata; Oikopleuridae. The record is from the annotation of a GenBank genome assembly.
AUGUCGGCUGUUGGCGAAGUAGCAGACCCAUCAAUGGGGAUGGUAAAAGCAACGGCUAUUAUCCGAGAUGAUGACGGGAUUAUCACUGUGAGCAGCGAUAAUUCAGUCCGUGUCUGGCUCAAGAGAUCAAAUGGGCAGUACUGGCCUUCUGUAUGUCAUUUUCUUACAAGCGCUGGCCGAAAGUUAAAGAUCGAUCAUGAAUCUCGCCUGGUGUUCAUCGGACAAGAAAGCGGGACAGUCCAAAUGUUCGAACUCUCGGAAGACCUAAAUGUCCUCGCUUCGAAACGAGUAUUCAACGCACACAAUGUUCCAGUAAAUGACCUGGUUUUGUGCAAGAAGAAAAACUGGAUAAUUUCCGGCGGUGCGGAUGGAACCAUCAGCAUUUCAGAGAUCGGUUCCGGAGUCAAAGUUAGCGACUUCAGUUGUACAAUUGUGCCGAAAAAUAUUGAUAUCGACGCAGAUAGUGGAGUUUUGUUUUGCGGUACAUCUGAAGGCUCUAUCAUCCUCGUUCGCAUUUCUUCCGACGGAGUAUGUAGCGAAGUCAAUAAGCUACAGGGACACACUUCAGAGAUAACUUCAAUUCUUUGGGAGCCAAAUACGAAUUUCCUCUUCUCCUGUUCGACGGACAAAACGAUCAUGUGCUGGGACAUUGGUGGAAAGAAGGGCCUUUUCUUGCGACUUCAAGGACAUCAAGACAUACCUAUCAAUUUAAGUUUCAAAGACAUGUCACUGUACUCAAUCGGUAGCAAUGGAGGAAUCGUCCGCUGGGACAUGACGAAACAAAGGAGUCCUCCGCCUGAGUGGACGGAAUCCGACUCUUGUGAAAUCUGCAAAGGCCCCUUCUUCUGGAAUUUCAAACAAAUGUGGGAGGAAAAAACAAUGGGCAAACGACAGCACCACUGUAGAAAAUGCGGAAAAGCGCUUUGCGCAAAAUGCGCUAGCAACCAAACUGUCAUGCCAAAACUCGGUUUCGAGUUUGUCCCAGUCAGAGUUUGUAAAGAAUGCCACGAUUCAGUAUCCGACGCCGAUAAAACCCCUCUUGCCAAACACGCAGCGCUGAAUCGACAGUGUUUGAAUAUCGAAGUGGACCACAGUAUGCGACGCGUAGCGACAAUCAACCGAAACAAGUCGAUAUCUCUUUUCAAUCUCGAGCUCUAA